Molecule: messenger RNA, 1539 nt
Organism: Ustilaginoidea virens
Lineage: Eukaryota; Fungi; Ascomycota; Sordariomycetes; Hypocreales; Clavicipitaceae
Exons: 3
Coding region: 1-1539 (512 amino acids)
Biological process (GO): transmembrane transport
Cellular component (GO): plasma membrane
Molecular function (GO): transmembrane transporter activity
Source: RefSeq, a predicted model, not a curated record
AUGGCAGUCGCCGACGACGAGAAAAAGCGCGGCUCGCUGCGUGGACCGCAAGACGUUCCCGCAGAAGCUCCCGCGUGGCCCAAGGAGCAGGACGCUCAGCUUCGCGAUGCGACGCCCGACCUGGAAGAAACCCCCAGGUGCCCGGCGCACACGACCGAGAAGCGACUGAUGAUGAAGAUUGAUCUUCACGUCAUCCCCUUCUUGUGCAUCAUGUACCUGCUGGCCUUUCUUGAUAGAGUAAACAUCGCCAAUGCCAGGCUUUUCAAACUGCAGGAGGAUCUCCACAUGGCCAGCGAGCCCUCCAAGUUCAACACCGCCAUCGUCAUCUUCUUCGUGCCCUAUGUCCUGUUCGAGAUCCCCUCCAACAUCCUGCUCAAGAAAUUCAAGCCCUCCACCUGGCUGUCGUUGAACAUGUUCCUGUUCGGGUUGACAACCAUGAUGCAGGGCCUCGUCCAGAACUAUGCUGGUCUCUUGACCACGCGCUUCUUCCUGGGAUUGUUCGAAACGGGCAUGUUCCCUGGUGCUUUCUACCUCAUUGGAAUGUGGUAUCGCCGCCACGAAGCGCAGCGUCGCUACUCAUUCUUCUUCAACAGCACCACCCUUGCCGGCGCCUUUGGCGGCCUUCUCGCCGCCGCCAUCGGCAAGAUGAGCGGCUUGCGAGGGUACAGUGGCUGGCGCUGGAUCUUCAUCCUGGAAGGCGGCCUGACCGUGCUCGUCAGCUUCUUCUUCUACUUCUUGCUGCCCAACUUCCCCGAGCAGGUCAAGUGGCUCGACGACGACGAGCGCCAGUACGUGGCGGCCAAGCUCCGCCUCGACCAAGGGAAGGCCGGCCUGGAGCGCAGCAUCACGCCCCGCGACGUGGCCAACGUCUUCAAGGACUACAAGGUCAUUGUCGGCGGCGUCAUGUACUUUGGGCUGAUUGUCCCGGCGUACGGCUACGCCUACUUUGCCCCGUCCAUCAUCAACAGCUACGGCUACGACGCCAUCGAGACGCAGCUGCGCAGCGUGCCGCCGUGGGUCGCCGCCUUUGGCUUCUCCAUGAUGUGCGCCUUCGUCUCCGACAAGCUGAGGCACCGCAUGGCCUUUGCCGUCCUGGCCGUCGCCGUCGCCGUCGCGGGCUUCUCCAUCCUCCGCGCCGUCCACCGCAACACGGACGCGCAGUACGCGGCCUUGUUCCUGGCCGCCAUGGGGGCCUACACGGCCAUGCCCGUCAUCGUGUGCUGGUUCAACAUGAACCUGGGCGGCCACCACAGACGAGCCGUCGGCAGCGCCUGGCAGGUCGGCUUCGGCAACCUCGGCGGCAUCGUGGCCGCCUUUGUCUUUGAGCAGCAGAAAGGCGCCAAGGCCGACUUCAACGUCGGAUACUCGUGCUGCAUCGCGUUUUGCUGCCUAUCCGUCCUGGCGUGCUGCGUCUACGGAUUCGGGUGCUGGAAGGCGAACAGGGACCGCAGCGAGGGGAAGCACCGCGCGGGGCAUCUGUCCGAGGAGGAACGCUUGGAUCUCGGCGACUUGAAUCCCAGUUACCGAUAUCUUUUGUAG